UCAUGACUGCUUACAUACAAAACAUACAAAUCAUGAGAAUAAUUCAAAUGAGAUUUGUCAAUUAUUUAAGUUGACCAAGAUGAACAUAAAAAAUCCUAUGUUUGUAAUAGAAUAUGAAUAUAUAUUACAUGAAUCAACAAAGGAAGAAGAAUAUGAAAAUUGCAGAAUUGCAUGUACCAUAGAUGAUACAAUGUUUAUAUGUUUAUCUAAUUCCAAUAUUAGACGAUGUAUUAGCAAUUAUGGAAAAGUAGAAAUAUAUAAUCUUGUAAAAAUAUCUGUUUCUAGACAAAAUAUAAAUUCAGUUGACAUAGAUUUAGACUUGCCUAACUUAAGAGAAUUUGAUAUUUCUUAUAAUCGAUUGGAUGAAUUUCCAAAUUCAAAAUUUAUAAAAAAUGUGGAAAUAUUAAAUAUAAGCUUUAAUAACAUAAAAUUAUUACAUGUUGAGGAAACCUUACUUUCACUAAAAGAACUGGAUAUAUCAUGGAACUUAUUAAUGUAUUGUCUUCAAUGUAUUAGUAUUUUUAUAACUUAUAUACCCAACAUGUGUAAGCUGAAGAUACAUGAAAAUCAUUUCAAUGAUAUUACUGAUCCUCAAUUAGUAGAAUACUUAUUACAUACAUAUUUAUCAAAAUUACAAUUUGUUAAUAAUUGUAAUUGCAAAAAUCUUAAUUUAUCCCAAAAUUAUUUUCCAUGUGCUUUUAAUAUGUGUAAACUAAAUAAUAAAUGGCAUAAAAAAUUAGUUUAUUUGAAAUAUAAUACGUUGAAAAAUAUGGAAGAGAUAAAAUUACUGGAGAAGAAAAAUAUAGAAAAAGCAAGAUAUAUUCAUAUAUCACAAAAUCUUAUUGCAGCAUCAAACGUCUUGAAAGAAUUAAAGAAUGUACAAGAGCUUUGUGCUACUUGUUGUUUGUUGCCCAUAUUUUCUUUUGCAAAACCUUUAAAGUAUCUGAUUAAAUUGAAUCUUGGAAGUAACUUUAUUUCAAUUUUGGACGAUUUCACUCAAGAAAAUUUUCCAAUGUUAAAAUACCUAGAUUUGACUAAUAAUCUAAUAACAAAUUUGGAAUCAAUGGGAUCAUUCCAUACAUUACAAGAAUUUUACUGUGGAAAUAAUGAAAUAAGAAACAUAGCACAAAUAGACAAUGUUAAAACUUGGCAAACAUUACAUGUUAUAGAUUUUUGUAAUAAUCCAAUAAGUACAGAUACAUUAUAUAAAAAAUUUAUUAUAUUUCACUUGAGUAACAUUGAAUAUAUUUCUGGAGAAUAUAUAAGAAACUCUGAUAUUUCUGAAGCAAGAUAUAUAUUUGGCAAUAAAUUUGAUAAACAUGUAUUAAAUAGAAUAUAUGAAACAGAUUACCUAACAAAUAUAACACAACUGAGUCUAAUUGACUGUUCUUUGUCAAAAGUGGAUCUUUCUGCAGAAAUUUUACCACAGUUAGAAAGUUUGGAUCUAAGUAAAAAUCAAAUAACUUAUUUAUGUGGUCUCCAUUCCUUUAAGUAUUUGCAUACAUUAUGUUUAAGUUACAAUUGCCUGGAAGCAUUUAAUGGAAAUGAUUGUGACAAAAAUAAUUGUAUAUUUCCAAAACUAUACACUUUAUUUUUAGAUCAUAAUUGCAUUAAGACAGUAAUAAAUAUUAGUAAAGAACAAUUACCCGUGAUUAAACAUCUAUUUUUAAAUAAUAAUUACCUUCAAAGUACCAAUGGUAAUAUUUUAUAUCAUUAAACUAAUUAAUAUAUACUUUGUAUUUUAAUAACAUUACUUAUUGUAAAUAUAUAUUAAAUAUUCAGAAAUAACUUAUUGUUCUACUUUGGAAUCUCUAACUUUGGAUUAUAAUGCAAUUGAAUUAUUAAAUGUAGAAGAUUUUAUCGAAAAUGAUAAUCUAGAGUUUCUAUCUGUUGAGAAUAAUAAAAUAAAAUCCUUGAAAUUUACAAAAUCAUUAAAAAAAUUAAAAAAACUUUAUGUUGCUCAUAAUUGUUUAACAGUAAGUAUAAAUAAAUCAUCAUAAAUGUUGAACUUAAUAAUGAAAAAUAUAUUUCAGGAUGAAGUUGAAAUACAAUAUUUAUUAUUACUGAAAAAUUUAGAAGAAAUAACAUUUGAAGGGAAUCCUUUAUAUAAUGAAAUAAACAAAAAUAAAAUAAUUGCUCAAGACUUCAGAAUUCAAGAUGCAAAAAUUGAGGAAAUUUAAUUUAAGAACAUUGAAGUUUAGAAAGUUUGCCAUUUAUAUUUUUCAUUCAUUAAAAAUAUCAGUAUUUCACACAAUAAAGAUGAUUUCAUUAAUUCAGAAUAAUUUUUGAUAACCCUAAAGCAAGCAAAUAUAACGUUUAUAUACAUAUGUAUAAUAAAAUAACUACAUAUUCUGACAAUCAAUAGUAUUUGUACUUACUAAUUUCAUGAAUAAAGUUUUACAAAUGAACAUAAAUUUGUAUUUUGCAUUGUAAUAUACUUUUUACGUUUAUGUUUAUAUUAGAACCGUAAAUGUACAUUGUGGAAUACAUAGUUUGUGAAAAAAAUCAGCCGGAAUGUAAGUUGCAAGAUAGCAAGUGUUUGAAUCAUGACUAUAGAAUCUAACCUUAGUUACAAAUCAUUCAAAACAAAAAUAAAUGGAGCUAGAGACAGUACUCCGAAAAUAUGCAACAGUGAAUAAAU
Messenger RNA from Bombus huntii, 2641 nucleotides. Its product is annotated as leucine-rich repeat-containing protein 9-like. Gene Ontology annotation, molecular function: protein binding. Bases 80 to 1717 code for a protein of 545 amino acids. Lineage: Eukaryota; Metazoa; Arthropoda; Insecta; Hymenoptera; Apidae. The transcript has 4 exons. The record is from RefSeq and is a predicted model, not a curated record.